Molecule: messenger RNA, 477 nt
Organism: Adineta ricciae
Lineage: Eukaryota; Metazoa; Rotifera; Eurotatoria; Adinetida; Adinetidae
Source: the annotation of a GenBank genome assembly
AUGUUCGCCAUUCUUCUCCUCUCAGUUUACACUUUUGCAUUAGUUCUCAGUUCUUCAGUUGACACUGAACUCAAUCCAAAGCAUCUCGAUGGAAAACAAUAUACAAUUAAAGGUAUUGACACAGUUUAUACCCAACGUGUCUCGAACAAUGAUCAUUGCACAGUUGAAGUUAAUGGUCAAGGUGAGAGUGUCCAGAUGUUGACUGAAGGUGAAAUUAUCCAACUAAAGAACAAAUGGUUCAAAGUCGAAGAUUGCCAAUUAAAUCGUGCGUAUGUCGCUGAAUGUGGUUCGAAGUUAUUUCAUAAAAUGCGCGAACUUGUUUGCUCAUAUGCGACCGAACAUUCGACGAAAAAAGUUCUCAAACGUCGACAAAUCAACGCUGAAUUGAUCAAAUCACUAGAUCAAAUAUAUUACGGUCUGUGCUGUAAAACUGCUUGUACGGUAUCGGAAUUGCUUAAAUAUUGUUCUCCAAAAUGA